UAAACUAGUGGACAUUUAUAACAACUCUCAUAACUUAGACAAUGUAUGGGUCAAACUCUUUAAAAAUGAAAGAAGGACAACAUAUUACAUGCUUAAUACAUUUUGAGAUAACCGUCUAUUUUUCUAGGUUACAGGAAAAAUACAGUCAUCCAACAAUUGUGAUCCUUGUCAGAUAUCGAACAGGACAGCACAUGCUGAAUACAUUUGCAUUGAAUGUGAGGAGAGACUCUGUAUGAAAUGUGUGGAGAGGCAUGCACGAAGAAAGGCUACAGCACGUCAUAAACCGACCUUAAUAUCACGUCCGAAUUUCAUAGACACGAGAAAGGUAGGGAGGCCCAGAUUAUCAAACGUCUUCUCAGAUGAGGUAACACUUACAUGGGAACCUCCAAUAUUAGAAUUAGGAAAUGACGGUUAUUAUCAAAUCAGCUUUAAGGAGAUUGAUCAUGAUAAGAGAUGGCGAUAUUUUCCUGGUGAAUUCAAGAAAUCAAGUGUUGUAUUAAACGGAUUAAAAUCGAACACGUCUUACGUGUUUCGUGUCAGAGCUGUCUAUGAAGAAGGAGAGGGAACAUAUAGUUCAGACAGUGCUACAGUGACUACCUGUCAGUCUCGGGCAUUUCGUAUAGCGAAUAUUAUCGGCAAUUCUGCAAAUGUUGACCAAUCACCACAUAUACUGCCGGUACCAAUCACGAAAAUAACAAGACAAGAUAUAAAGAAUAUACGAGAAUUUCAUAUUGGCGAAUGGAAUGCAAGACACAUUGGUGAAAAUAAAACCAUAAUGCUUCUUGGGGCCACGGGAAGUGGCAAAAGUACCUUAGUUGACGGUUUCAUUAAUUAUGUUUUCGGAGUAAAUUGGAAUGAUCCAUUUAGAUUUACUGUCAAGGAUGCAUCAAAAGUUAAUGGAAAUAUGAACAAGGCCAUUAGUCAGGAAGAUUGGAUAACCAUCUACACGUUACAUCCCGAGACAGGAAGUCGCCUUCACUACCAGCUGGAAAUUAUAGACACGCCAGGUUUUGGUGAUACACGUGGUGUUGGGAAAGACCAAGAUAUGAUAGAACAAAUUCAAAUGUUAUUUUCUGAAAACAUAACAAAUUGUUUAACAAAUAUAGAUGCUAUAUGUUUUGUUCUUAAAGCACCUGACGCCAGGUUAACUUUACAUCAAAAGUAUAUAUUUCAGUCAGUUUUGUCAAUCUUUGGAAAUGACGUUAAGAACAAUAUAUGUUCUUUGAUUACUUUCGCAGAUGGCAAAGAUCCACCGGUUAUUGCUGGAAUGAAAGAAUCAAGGCUCCCAUUUGGCUGUACUUUUUCAUUCAAUAACUGCUCACUUUAUGUUAAAAAUAAGGGGAUUUAUGCUUCCAGUCUGGCAUCGAUGUUCUGGGAAAUAAGUGUAAAGGGGUUUCGUUCUUUCUUUGCCCACCUGGAUUCUUCUUCUUCAUGCAACCUCGACAGAACUAGAGAAGUUUUACAUGUCAGAUUGAAGGCCGAUGCAAUUGCAAAACAGUUGCAACCAAAAAUCGAUGAUGGGCGUAGCAAAACAGGACAACUGCUGGAAGAACAAAAAGAGAUAACUAAAAUCAAAACAGUAGCUCAAAGUUACAAAAGUCUUGAAAUGUAUGAAAAUGAAGUGCAACAAAGAAAGAGGGACUUGCCCAGGGGACAGAAUGUAACGAAUUGCUUAAAUUGUAAUGUAUCUUGUCAUGUAAACUGUAACUGUUCACCAGAGGAUAAAUCUAAAUGUAGGGUUAUGAACUACAAUGGUUACUGCACAAUUUGUCCAAACAAGUGUCAUUGGCAACAACAUGCAAAUACUCCGUAUAUAUUUGAACUUGUGCAAGUCAAGGUGAAAAAAAUCCUUCACGAAAAACAACAAAAAUACCUCGAACAAUUGCAAAUAUUAAUUGCAAAAGAAAAAAUUGUUGAAAAACUUACAGAAGACAUAAGGAAGAUAUUUAAUGAAGCAAAUGCCCUGAAAGGUGAACUACAGAAAUGUACAAAAACAUUGAGUGAAAUAGGUUUGCAAGAAAAUCCUUUCAUUGUUAUUAAAGAUCAUAUAGAUGUGCUUUUACAAAAUGAGAAACUUGAAAGAAAAGAGGGAUUUUUAAAAAGAAUGUCCAUUCUGAAAGAAAUACAGAAACGUGCUGAAUUGCUAAAAUAUUUUAAUCGAUUUCGAGAAGACGUAAACAAACUCUUUUAAUUACUAAGCUAAAUGUAUUCAAGUCAAACGUUAUGUUUGUUAAAGUGUUAUACUUGUGAAAUUAGAUUAAUAGAGUUAAUAUCUACAGUUAUUUGUAGAAUAAAAAGGAUUAGUUGUAAUGAUUUUAUGCAUGAUUUAGUUUUUCUUAGAUAUCAUUAAAAAGUAAAAUUGUUUAACUCUUGAAGUCCAUAUUAAAAUGAUUUACAUUUGCGUAGACUACCAAUUGUGUAGAUGGAGAACCUAUUACAGUUAUAUGAAAUUUGUAAAUGACAUAAAAAAACUUAGAAACACGUUCGUAUUUGAUGUUUAAACAUGGAUCGUAGCUCAUAUGUGCAUAUAUUUUAUCUGAGGUAACUACUUACUAUAUGAUGUAAACAUGUGAUUUUAUUUAGCUCUGGCAACCAUACAAAAUAAAACAUAUAGUUUAACACAGUUUAGUUUUAUU
Ruditapes philippinarum (Manila clam) is the source of this 2636-nucleotide messenger RNA. RefSeq lists its product as uncharacterized. The coding region runs from base 233 to 2191 and encodes 652 amino acids. NCBI's taxonomy places the organism in Eukaryota, Metazoa, Mollusca, Bivalvia, Venerida, Veneridae. The record is from RefSeq and is a predicted model, not a curated record. The transcript has 4 exons. Gene Ontology annotation, molecular function: protein binding.